This is a messenger RNA of Lodderomyces orthopsilosis Co 90-125, 1422 nucleotides long. Its product is annotated as glutamyl-tRNA(Gln) amidotransferase subunit. The coding region runs from base 1 to 1422 and encodes 473 amino acids. Gene Ontology annotation, biological process: mitochondrial translation; glutaminyl-tRNAGln biosynthesis via transamidation. The transcript has a single exon. Gene Ontology annotation, molecular function: glutaminyl-tRNA synthase (glutamine-hydrolyzing) activity. The record is from RefSeq and is a predicted model, not a curated record. NCBI's taxonomy places the organism in Eukaryota, Fungi, Ascomycota, Pichiomycetes, Serinales, Debaryomycetaceae.
AUGCUUCGACGAUUAACAACCUCAGCAACUGAGUCUUUUAGACUAUACCCCGAGUACAAAUUCAAAUGUGGAGUGGAAAUCCAUACCCAGUUGAAAACCAAGUACAAGCUUUUUUCACUAUCGCAAACUGGGUUCAAUGAUAAUUGUAAUACAAAAGUGAGUUACUUCGACCUUGGGCUACCAGGAACUCAACCCAAGUUGAACCCAGAGGCUUUGUAUUUAGCUCUCAAGGCUAGUGUGGCAUUAAAUAUGAAAAUACAACCCUUUUCUAAAUUCGAUAGAAAACAUUACUUUUACCCUGACCAGCCAUUGGGCUAUCAAAUCACACAACAUUUUCAUCCGUUGGCUAAUGAUGGAGUUUUGGAGUUGAAUGAAUUUGACAACGCACUGGGGCAGAUUGAAAUUGAAACAGUACAAUUGGAACAAGACACUGGGAAAAAAUUUGGAGAUAUUAUAGACUUUAAUAGAGCUGGUACUCCAUUGAUUGAGGUUGUUACAAAGCCCGAUUUUCAAGAUAUAAAUCAGGUCUAUGCUUUCAUAAAAAAGUAUCAGUUGCUUGUACGCCAUCUAGGAAUUUGUAGUGGGGACCUUGAAACGGGGGCUAUCAGAGUAGAUGUCAAUCUCAGUGUCAAUGAUAAUCCAAGAGUUGAGUUAAAGAAUUUGGGUACUACUGGUGAUAUAGUGAAUGCUUUGAAAUACGAGUACAUGGAACAGGUAAGGCGUCUACGUACUGGUGAAUCGAUCAUACAAGAAACAAAGUCUUGGGAUGGAUAUACAACAAAGGCAUCACGAAGUAAGGAAAAUGCGGUGGAUUAUAGGUAUGUUCCAGACUCAGAACUACCUAGUAUAUACUUGAGUGUUGACAUAGGUGAUGAAAUCAAAGCUUCAAUGCCAGAAUACCCUGAUCAACUUUUGUCACGUUUAACCUCCGAACCUUACAAUUUACAAUUGGCGCAUGCUAAGAAUUUGCUUGCGGAACCAGAACAUUUGCACUACUAUCAAACCUUUUUUGAAAAGUUUAAUCUCCCAGGUGCAAACAAGUGGAUGUUUCAAGAGUUAAUCACUGCAUUUUCCAAGCUCGAUAAAGAUUUUGAUGUCAACGUGAUUAGCCCCGAUGCAUUGGUAGAAAUUGCUAAAUCAGACUACUCUUUAGUAUCAAAGAGAUUAAUCUUGAGAAAUAUAGUUGAGAACCAGGUUCCUUUAGAAAAAGCGAUUGCCGAUUUGAAUUUAGCAUCAGACGCACAGACUAUAAAUGUUAACGAAUUGUGUCUGGAAAUUGUCAAGUUGAAUCCUGAUGUGGUAAAAAGAAUACAAGAUGGUUACAAGAAUGCAAUACAGGUUCUCGUCGGUAAAGCAAUGAAGGUUACUAAAGGUAAAGUACACGCCAAGGUAAUCAAAGACACAUUCGAUAAACUCCUAUAA